AUGAUUUGUGCAGAUGAGAGCUUCAGGAGUCUAAGGAUUAUUCUAGUGGGUAAGACUGGAGCUGGGAAGAGCGCUACAGGAAACACCAUCCUGGGAGAAAGAACGUUUAAUGCAAGAAUGUCAGCAAAUUCUGUAACACAAGUGUCCAAGAGUGUUCAUGAGACAAUAGAUGGAAGACAAAUCUUAUUGAUUGACACGCCAGGAUUUUGUGGAUCGUUGACAGAGGAGGACAUGAUAAAUCAAAUUGAGAGGUGUGUUAAAAUGUCUCUUCCUGGUCCUCAUGCUUUUCUCCUUGUGAUCAGUGUGGGGAGAUUUACAAAGGAGGAUUUAGAUGUAGUCAAGCUUAUAAAGAAGAACUUUGGAGAAGGUGCAUUGAAGUACACUAUUGUACUUUUUACUCAUACUGAUCAGCUAUAUGACAUAACUUUACAAAAUUAUAUAGAAGAAAGCAUAGAACUACAGCAGCUGAUUGACAGCUGUGGUGGCAGAUAUCACUCGUUCAACAACAUAUAUAGGAAUAACGGCUCUCAGGUCAGACCGCUGCUAAACAAGAUCCAGGGGAUGGUUGUGACGAAUGGAGGGACAUACUACACCAGUGAGAUGUUUGAAAAAGCCCAGAAAAAAUUUGAUAUUGAGAAAAAAAUACAAAAAGCAAAAGAAAUUGUAUCAGUGGCAGGACUCGCAGUAGGUGUAGGACUGAUAUGUUCACCUGUUGGAGCUGUAGUAGGAACUAUAGGUGCAGCAGCAUCAGGAGCAACACUUGCAAUAGGAGCAGGAAUAGGAGCAGGAGUCGCAGGAGGAGUCGGAUUAGUAGGAGGAGCAGCAUUAGAAGGUGCUAAAAGAGCCAAAUCAACUUUGAGCAAGGACAAAAAAAGUGAUUAGAUUAAAACAGCCUGAUACAAAAUUUGACAUAGCAUGAAACAAUUUUUUAAACAAUAAUCUUUUUGCUUGAAUACUGUACAUUUUCUAAUGAAUAAAAACUUUCAAACAGACUUUUAAACCAUACAGUAAAAAAAAAAAUUUGAUUGUAAAGAUUUUGACAUUGAAAUACUGUAUUCUGCCACGUUUUAUUUUUUUUCCCUGAACAUUUCCUGUUUCUGUUUAUGAAACGUGUGCACAGACUCAUAGAGAAAGUGCAGAUAAUGCAUAUAAUCCAUUUCCACAGCUAAUAAUUUGCCUAUUUCUGACACUGGUCUGUAGCCCAACUGGGUAUGAGCAAAUAUUAUAUGACAUAUCAUUUUUAAUUUAAAAGUCUCCCAAUCUCUAGUAAUAAUAUAUUAUUAUUAAUAAUUCAUUAUUAUUUCAUUUAUCUAAUCAGUCCACAUCAUGUGAUCUAAAUCUUUGGUUGAAGAUUCAAUGUGUUCAAUGUGUUUAACAUCUCAAAUAAAAUACUGUUUCCACAGCUGCUGACCAGUUUUGUACAUAAUCAGGUAAAAAGUAUGGUGGGCUUUUUUUUUUUU
Molecule: messenger RNA, 1460 nt
Organism: Labeo rohita (rohu)
Lineage: Eukaryota; Metazoa; Chordata; Actinopteri; Cypriniformes; Cyprinidae
Product: GTPase IMAP family member 9-like
Exons: 2
Coding region: 1-882 (293 amino acids)
Molecular function (GO): GTP binding
Source: RefSeq, a predicted model, not a curated record